This is a messenger RNA of Hippopotamus amphibius kiboko, 2139 nucleotides long. It is a transcript of the gene INTS11, whose product is annotated as integrator complex subunit 11. Gene Ontology annotation, biological process: snRNA processing. The coding region runs from base 94 to 1893 and encodes 599 amino acids. The transcript is spliced from 17 exons. NCBI's taxonomy places the organism in Eukaryota, Metazoa, Chordata, Mammalia, Artiodactyla, Hippopotamidae. Gene Ontology annotation, cellular component: nucleus. The record is from RefSeq and is a predicted model, not a curated record.
CGUUGGGGCCGCGCCCGCGCAGUGCGUCGCCGCUGCGAGUCGGGCGCGCGUGGCGGGGUCCGGGGCGCGGUCUCGCGGGGCACGCCCGGCAGGAUGCCGGAGAUCAGGGUCACGCCCCUGGGGGCUGGCCAGGAUGUGGGCCGAAGCUGCAUCCUGGUCUCCAUCGCGGGCAAGAAUGUCAUGCUGGACUGCGGGAUGCACAUGGGCUUCAGUGACGACAGGCGCUUCCCCGACUUUUCCUACAUCACCCGCGGCGGCCGGCUGACCGACUUCCUGGACUGUGUGAUCAUCAGCCACUUCCACCUGGACCACUGCGGGGCGCUCCCUUACUUCAGCGAGAUGGUGGGCUACGACGGGCCCAUCUACAUGACCCAGCCCACCCAGGCCAUCUGCCCCAUCCUGCUGGAGGACUACCGCAAGAUCGCCGUGGACAAGAAGGGCGAGGCCAAUUUCUUCACGUCCCAGAUGAUCAAGGACUGCAUGAAGAAGGUGGUGGCCGUCCACCUCCACCAGACAGUGCAGGUGGACGAUGAGCUAGAAAUCAAGGCUUACUACGCGGGCCACGUGCUGGGGGCGGCCAUGUUCCAGAUUAAAGUGGGCUCAGAGUCUGUGGUCUACACGGGGGAUUAUAACAUGACCCCGGACCGGCAUUUGGGAGCCGCCUGGAUUGACAAAUGCCGCCCCAACCUGCUCAUCACAGAGUCCACAUAUGCCACCACCAUCCGUGACUCCAAGCGCUGCCGGGAGCGAGACUUCCUGAAGAAGGUCCAUGAGACCGUGGAGCGUGGUGGGAAGGUGCUGAUCCCCGUGUUUGCGCUGGGCCGCGCUCAGGAGCUCUGCAUCCUGCUGGAGACCUUCUGGGAGCGCAUGGACCUGAAGGCCCCCAUCUACUUCUCCACGGGCCUGACGGAGAAGGCGAACCACUACUACAAGCUCUUCAUCCCCUGGACUAACCAGAAGAUCCGGAAGACCUUCGUGCAGAGGAACAUGUUUGAGUUCAAGCACAUUAAGGCCUUUGACCGGGCGUUUGCUGACAGCCCGGGUCCCAUGGUCGUGUUUGCCACCCCGGGGAUGCUGCAUGCCGGCCAGUCCCUACAAAUCUUCCGGAAGUGGGCAGGGAACGAGAAGAACAUGGUCAUCAUGCCCGGCUACUGCGUCCAGGGCACUGUGGGCCACAAGAUCCUGAGUGGGCAGCGCAAGCUGGAGAUGGAGGGGCGACAGGUGCUGGAGGUCAAGAUGCAGGUGGAGUACAUGUCCUUCAGCGCCCACGCAGAUGCCAAGGGCAUCAUGCAGCUGGUGGGCCAGGCAGAGCCAGAGAACGUGCUGUUGGUACACGGCGAGGCCAAGAAGAUGGAGUUUCUGAAGCAGAAGAUCGAGCAGGAAUUCCGGGUUAGCUGCUACAUGCCGGCCAAUGGUGAGACAGUGACGCUGCCCACGAGCCCCAGCAUCCCCGUGGGCAUCUCACUGGGGCUACUGAAGCGGGAGAUGGCACAGGGCCUGCUCCCUGAUGCCAAGAAGCCCCGGCUCUUGCACGGCACCCUGAUCAUGAAGGACAGCAACUUCCGGCUCGUGUCCUCAGAGCAGGCCCUCAAGGAGCUGGGCCUGGCCGAGCACCAGCUGCGCUUUACCUGCCGCGUGCACCUGCACGACACUCGCAAGGAGCAGGAGACAGCCGUGCGCGUGUACAGCCACCUGAAGAGCGUCCUCAAGGACCACUGCGUGCAGCACCUUCCUGAUGGCUCCGUGACCGUGGAGUCCAUCCUCAUCCAGGCUGCUGCCCACUCAGAGGACCCCAGCACCAAGGUGCUGCUGGUCUCCUGGACCUACCAGGAUGAGGAGCUGGGAAGCUACCUCACGUCUCUGCUCAAGAAAGGCCUGCCCCAGGCCAGCUGAGGCCCCGCAGCCCCGACUGUCUGGCCCUGGGUCUUCCCUGUGUCCUCGGGUGUGGAGCCCACCGCUGGCUGUGACCCUCAUCUGUGCAGAGACCACAGUGCCACACACCUGCCCGAGUGGCUGCUUUUGGCCGAAGAAAGAAACGGACCUGGGGGGCUCUUAACCUUUUAUUUCUACUCCUGGGCUCCCAGGAGGUGGGUGGAGGCUCCUGGGGUAUUGAUUUCUAGUAAAAACAACCACAGGCUG